Arabidopsis thaliana (thale cress) is the source of this 1940-nucleotide messenger RNA. RefSeq lists its product as hypothetical. The record is from RefSeq and is marked reviewed. Lineage: Eukaryota; Viridiplantae; Streptophyta; Magnoliopsida; Brassicales; Brassicaceae. The transcript has a single exon. The coding region runs from base 1 to 1890 and encodes 629 amino acids.
AUGGAGGAAUCUUCGAAUCUCAUGUUGAAAGCGAGAGAGGUUCUUGCGACUCCAAGCCACAAAGGACUCGAGAAAAUCGUCGAACAACUCUCAAUGCGUCAAGACCCCAAAGAAUAUGAAACUGCGUUUGCUCUUUUCUGUUUCUGCGCUGAUAACUUCCCAAAUUGCUUAACCCUAAUGUUUCUCAAACUAUAUCGACAUUCUUCCAAUGGCGUCAUCAGAUUCUAUUCGCUUUAUCUCCUCUCCGAAACCCUCGUCGUUUUCAGAAAUCGUAACUGGGAACUCUCUCGCGUCGCUCUCCAUGAAAUCAAACCCCUUGUGAUUGAAUGUUUAACGAUGCAAGAAACCAAAGAAUCUGACAUGAAGUUCCUAGGAAGAAUCGUUUCUUUAAUAACCUACAAUGUUGUGAUUUGCGAUAAUGGUGGAUGGUACGAGCUCAGUGAUUGUAUCCUUUGGCUAGCGGAAAACGAACCUGUCAAGGCUUUUCAUGUCUUUAUCGAUUUGCCAUCAUUGUAUCAGAGUUUUAUCGACAAGUUUAUGAAGGUAAUUGUUGAGAAAGCUGAGAAGGUUUUGUUUAAUCCUGAGAAAGAUAGAGUUGACGAUUGGAGCUUGGCUUUAGAAACUGUUGUGAAAAUGGGGAUUCAGACUUUGGAUACAGAGAUGAGAGUUGAUUUGAUAAGGAUUCUUCUGAACAUUCUUGUGAACUCAGUGAAGAUGCUAGUGCAAAAGGGAAUGGAACAGUUUUUGGUACAAGGGCUUAAACAUCUCGAGAAGUUCGUGUUGCGAGAUAAGAAUCUAUAUAAUUACACUAAGGUACAACGUCAUUUUGUGAUGACUUUCAUGUUCAAGAUCAAAGAUUUCGUAAUAGAGAGCAAGGAGAUUGUAAGGAAGAUCACUCGGUUGGUUAAAACACAGGACAAAGCUGUGAGCAAACCUGUCGUGAAACCUCAGGAAACGAAAGAUGAUGGAGCAGAAUAUGUUCGUGGCUUGUGUGACCAUUUGAAGACUUUGUCAUCAGUUGAUAUCUUGAAAAUCUUUGUGUCAAAUGUUGUUGAAGAUAGGUCCAGAGAGAUAGCAAUCAGACGGCUUGAAGUUGUACUCUCUGAUCACACUUCAAAGAAAGUGGAAAUAAAAUUGUCAGAGAUGAGAGAACUCCAGGCAUUGCUCAUCUCUUGCCUUAAGCAAGAAAGAAUCUCUGACAGUAUGUUCAAAGUCCUUGGUAAGGUGGUGAACCACGUUGUGUAUGAGAUGUCCAAACACCAAGAUGUCGCAUGGGAUGGUCUACGCGAUUAUAUUGCAUCACAAAGCAAAACAAAGUUUCAGAGAGCGGUUUAUAUCUUCCAGUGCUUAACAACGCCGCUUGGAGAUGACGAGUUUGUGAUUCAUGUGAUGGAGAAUCUUCUCCCAGAGAUAAGUAUAAGGCUAAACCCACCAAGAGACUUGUUGGUAGAUAACAGUUGCUGGGUUUUGGCGUUUACUGGUGCAUUCUGUGCGACCAUACACUUGAUAGAAAUCCCAAGCCAAGCUGAAUCCGUGAAGGAGAUUGCAAAGAAGAUGAUAGAUUCUGUGAGAGAGCUUGUGGAAAGAGGAAUGGAAGUUGGGCUUGUGAGGAGAGCUUUCAGAGAUCUUGAAGACAUUGUCAAGAAACAAAUGGAAUGGUACGAAACGAUCGAGUACAAAUUCGUUAAGGGUCUGCUAUGGGAACUCCAUGCAAUCAAAGGCAUGAAAUGGGAAAGUAAGAUCGUGUUGUGGAGAAUCAAUGUGAUUGUGGAGAGAGGAGUGAAUGAGAAGGUUAAAGACCUCCCAAAGGAUAAGUUUGAUUGGCUGAACCUACCUGAGGCUGAGGGAUUUGAACAGUCUGAAAAUCUGCUUGCAGACUAUGGUUUUUGAUACAUAGUUUGCAGUUGUAUAAAGUAUUAACGUUGUAUAGAAAAACAAUU